UUCUUUUUUAUAUUUAUCUUAUUUAUUUCGAGAUUGUGUGUCUAUUUAUUGACAUAGAUAUCUCAUAUCUAUAAAAAGGACCCAGUAUAACAUCUCACCUUGCGCCGGUUGCUCUUUCAUGGCUGGUUUGUUGAGUUUGAGAGGUCAACUCUUCAUUUGUUUUGUACCCUGUUCAAUUCAUAUCUUUUGAUAUGAUUUAAGAUAAGUCAUUGAAUUCCAUAGUUUUUUUGUUUAUUUGGGUAAAAAAGAUGCCUGGAAUUGUCAUUGAUGAAAUUCAUGAGGAAGGGGUAGUGAAUGAAUUGAACGGAGAUUCUACACCUGUUAAGGAGAACUCAGUUUCGAAUAAGUCUCCAGAUAGUACUGCGACUCAGCAAAGCCCUCGUAGUGUUGGCUCUGAUGUCCCUGAUAUUCUGGUGGUUGACACCUCAAUCGAGCAGCUUUAUGAGAAUGUGUGUGACAUGCAGAGUUCUGAUCGGUCACCCUCUAGGCCCAGUUUUAUAUCUGAUGGGGAAGAGUCUAGAAUUGAUUCAGAGUUGCGCCAUCUUGUCGGAGGAGAGAUGAUAGAGGUUGAGAUAACGGAAGAUGAAGAUUUGGAAAAGCCUGAGGAUGAUUCUCGUAGUAAUUCAUCUUCGAAGAUAGGUAGUUCAUCUCAAGGUAAGCAGUUGCGGAAGUUGGACAAGCCUCCAAGUUCAAAGUCCGUUUCUUCAAAGAAAGUUGAAGCAUCAUCGAAUUUGAGUCCUAAGGACAUAAGUCAUUCAGAGAAACCCCCAAUUGAUAGGCGGAAUGAUAAGAAUCUUAAAAAACCAAAUGCAGGAGUUACCCCCACGAAAAACCGGAUGGGGAGGUUACAGAAUAGAACUGAAACUGAAUCAAGGUUAGAUAAUCCAGAUCUUGGACCUUUUUUGCUCAGACAAGCUAGGGAGUUGAUUUUUACAGGAGAGAAUCCCCAGAAUGCUCUUGAAUUAGCUCUACGGGCAGAAAAAUCAUUUGAAAUUUGUGCAAAGGGGAAGCCUAGCUUAGAAAGGGUCAUGUGUUUGCAUGUUACAGCUGCAAUAUACUGUAGCUUAGGCCAGUACAAUGACGCUAUUCCGGUUCUUGAACGCUCAGUUGAGAUACCAGUGAUUGAGGAAGGGCAAGACCAUGCCCUUGCAAAAUUUGCAGGUCAUAUGCAAUUGGGUGAUACUUAUGCAAUGCUGGGCCAGCUGGAGAAUUCAUUAAUGUGUUACACGACAGGUUUGGAAGUCCAGAAACAAGUUCUUGGGGAGACAGAUCCAAGAGUUGGUGAGACAUGUAGAUAUUUGGCUGAAGCUUAUGUUCAAGCACUGCAAUUUGAUGAUGCCAAGAGGCUUUGUCAGAUGGCUCUGGAUAUUCAUAAGGAGAAUGGUUCUCCUCCUUCUCUUGAAGAGGCAGCAGAUAGGAGGCUGAUGGGUCUUAUAUGUGAAACAAUGGGAGAUCAUGAAGCUGCUCUCGAGCAUCUUGUUUUAGCCAGCAUGGCCAUGGUUGCAAAUGGUCAGGAAGCAGAGGUGUCUUCUGUUGAUUGCAGCAUUGGAGACACAUAUUUGUCAUUGUCUCGGUAUGAUGAAGCUGUUUUUGCUUAUCAGAAAGCACUCACAGCUUUUAAGACAACCAAAGGAGAAAAUCAUCCGGCUGUCGGUUUGGUCUUUGUCCGUUUGGCUGAUAUGUAUAACAGGACUGGGCAAUUGAGGGAGUCAAAAUCGUACUGUGAAAGUGCCCUUCGAAUUUAUGAAAAGCCAAUACCUGGUGUUCCCCCAGAGGAGAUUGCAAGUGGUCUAACUGAUGUUUCUGCUAUCUAUGAAUCAAUGAAUGAGCUUGAGCAGGCAAUUAAGUUGCUAGACAAGGCAUUAAAGAUAUAUAAUGAUGCACCUGGUCAGCAAAGCACGAUUGCUGGAAUUGAAGCCCAGAUGGGUGUCAUGUACUACAUGUUAGGGAAUUAUUCUGACUCUUACAACUCCUUCAAGAGUGCCAUUUCAAAGCUCCGCGCAAGUGGUGAGAAAAAAUCUGCUUUCUUUGGCAUUGCUCUAAACCAAAUGGGGCUUGCCUGUGUGCAGCGUUUUUCUAUAAAUGAGGCUGUAGAAUUAUUUGAAGAAGCCAGGUUAAUUUUGGAACAAGAGUAUGGACAGUGUCACCCAGACACACUGGGGGUGUACAGCAAUCUUGCUGGAACUUAUGAUGCAGUUGGCAGGUUGGAGGAUGCAAUCAACAUCUUAGAAUUUGUAGUUCGGAUGAGGGAGGAAAAGCUUGGGACAGCAAAUCCUGAUGUGGAUGAUGAGAAGAGGAGGUUGGCUGAGUUAUUGCAAGAAGUGGGGAGAGUUCGAAGCAGAAAAGCUAGAUCUUUGGAGAAUCUCCUUGAUGCUCACUCUCAUAUAAAUACAGAUGGUAUUAAGGAAGAAAGACAAUGGCAGGGAGAGUGGUUCGAGGAAAGAAAAGAGACCCAAGAGAUGAUUGAUGUUGCAGCUGAACACAGCUGAUAUUGAAGUUAUUCCGAUGGAUUAUUUGAAAAGUCACGACUUUAAAGUGAUAAAGAGUACUUCCUCUCUGGUGGUUGUGAAUAUAAUAUGAGGCAAUUUAUAGCUUAUAUUA
Molecule: messenger RNA, 2601 nt
Organism: Pistacia vera
Lineage: Eukaryota; Viridiplantae; Streptophyta; Magnoliopsida; Sapindales; Anacardiaceae
Product: protein KINESIN LIGHT CHAIN-RELATED 3-like
Exons: 5
Coding region: 249-2489 (746 amino acids)
Molecular function (GO): protein binding
Source: RefSeq, a predicted model, not a curated record